UUAUAAGCAUUUUGUGGUCUAAGAAUAUCAUUGAACAUCAAUUACUAUGCAGCAAAGUAGCAUAUGAAAAAAAAUGUAACCACAAAACUAAACACAGUCGGAAGUAAGGGGGAAACACGUGUGAAUAUAUAUGUAUAUGCAUGAGUUUUUUUAAUAUUAAAAAAGGAAUAUCUCUCUAUAAUAUAUAAAUAUUUCCUCUGUACGUGAUUGGACUGAUUCUGAACUAAUUUUAUUCAACUUUUUUUUUGUGUCUUCAGGUGGAUUCGAGUGUGGUUUGACCCAAUUUUCGUUUGGAAAUUUUAGUACUGUUUUGGUUUUUAAUUCAUAAAAAUUGUAUAAAGGAUCGUAAUGUAUCCUUUUAUAGCUUAUUUUGUUGCAAAUUGUUUAAAGUAUGUAAAAAAAUUUUAGUUCUAACCCAAAUACUACGGAAGAUAUUUAAGCAUGCAUGCGGUGGCGCUAACCUGAUGACGCGCAGUGUAUAUAUACUUUAUUUAAAAAAUGUUCAUCAAAACUGUUCAUGAAAACUAAUAGACUAAUACGGUUUCUUCAAAAAAGGUUGAAAUACACCUAUUAAAUGCGAGUGUACGGCACAAAGUCAAUUGGGUCCGCUUGUAUCUUAAAUGAAUUUUUAUCUUAAUGUUUAAAGCAAAGUUAACGGUGGCAAUAAGACACAUUUAAACGCAUUUAAAGCACCCCUAUUACUUUCUGAUAAGAUCUUAGCGAAAUUAUUUCUAAUAUGACAAAUGUGGACGUUACAAUUACCACAAUAAUCAUAUAUCUAUCAAUUAUACAUAAUCAUAUCAUAUCAUAUAUUGUUUUUCUGGAUUGUAUAAUGUACGAUUGCGUGAAAUGAACCUGUACUUUGCAAUGCCAUUUUUUUCGUGGGUUUUCUUAUAUUGCUUAUUAUCAUUUUACUACGUUCCUUAUUAGAAAAUUAUUAGAACUUAUUAGCAUAAGUACUUUAUUUGCAUGUGAACUAACGUACGUACAUCGGCAGUCACGGAAAUAGGUUUCUUAAAAUUUAAUUUACUUAACGGUUUAAACUUGUUUGUGACAUUAUUCUAUUACUUCCUUUUAGAGCACUUUCUUAGACGCUAGUGUAUAUACUAAUACACACUUUAAAUAAAUGUAAUAUUAAACAAAAACGCACAUUUUUUGUUUGCGGAUAAUUGUUAUCAUAACCGGGUGUAGCGUUUAGUAAUUAAAGUUAAAUUAUAUUGUUCGCGAACAAAAUGCAUAUGGAGUGCAUAUAAAGAUUAGUGUAGCCAACAGCUUUUGACUCAGUUCAUCUCGAAUACUAUAUUGUGCUAAAUGGUAGUGUGUUGAUCUUAUCAAUACGGAAAUGAGUGCCUUAUUUGGAACAGAUACGCUGAUUUUAACGGCAAUUAUUCUGCUACUGACGGCCAGUUGGCACUUGUAUCAAAAGCGAAAAUUGUAUCGGAAUGUAACCUCGAAGCUGCCAACCCUUUAUGGUAUUCCCUUUAUUGGGCUAGCUUAUCAAUUUUUCGAUUUGAAUAAAGUAUACCAGUAUGUCGGUCUAAACUUCGAUACCAUCAAGAAUUUAACGGGUUGCAUAUGGGUAGCAACCACGCCGUUCGUGUUUACCGUCGAGCCCGAGGUAAUCAAGCGUGUCACCUCGUCUCCUGAUUUCCUCAACAAAUCCAAAGAUUUGUAUGCACACUUUCAUAACGGUGUAUUAAAUGGACUCAUCGUUAGUCCAGCAAAAAAAUGGAAACCCGAUCGCAAAGCUAUAAGCCCGUUUCUUGCACAUAAUAAUAUCAUCGGAUUUUUUCCAUGCUUCAAUGACAAUGCAAAUAAUGUGAAGAAUAAACUAGAGUGCCUGGCCGAACAAGGUGAACAGGAUAUUUUUACAAUUAUCAAAGAAUGUGGUUUACAACUGAGUCUCUUCACUAUAAUGGGAAUUGAGAUGGAAGAAGGCAGUGAGAAAUAUAGUGAAAUAGUGCAUGCACUUAAUGCCUUUAUCGAUCACAUGACAAAGAACUCCGUAUACACUUCGGUGGGUCUUGGAUUUCUCUCCCGUACUCCACAAUAUAGAACACUACGUAAAUACAUACAAGAUCUAGUACAAUCUCUGAUUAAAGUAAAUAGAGAACGAAAAGAUGAAUCAGAGGACAUAAGCAAUUUCGUUGAGGACAAACAAAUGAUGAUUGAAUUAGCGCUGAAGGCGGUGCGUCAGGGCGUAUUUAGUGAAAAAGACGUGGAAAUCGAGUGUUUCACGAUGAUUGCUGCGUCCUUCGAGACCUCCGUUAGUGCGGCAUACACAUGUCUAUUGAUGUUGGCAAUGCAUCCCGAUAUACAGGAACGUGUUUUCCAAGAGAUUCGCUCCGUAUUUCCGGACGGAGUUACAGCCGUAGAAUAUGACGAUCUCAAGAAACUUCCCUAUUUGGAUAUGUUUAUAGCGGAAACAAUGCGAGUAGCUCCGCCAAUACCUUAUAUCGGACGGCAAGCGUCACAAGACACUGAACUAUGUCCAGGCGUAACAAUACCCAAAGAUAUGCAAAUUGUUAUACCAAUUUACGAAUUGCAUAGACGUAAGGAAAUUUGGGGUCCGAAUGCAAAUCGUUUCAAUCCGGAUAACUUUUUACCCGAGAAUAUUGCAAAGCGUCAUCCAUGUUCCUACAUACCCUUCUCGAAAGGCCCACGGAACUGUAUAGGCUUUCGUUAUGCUGAAAUCUCAUUACGUAUCAUAUUGUUGCAUGCGGUGCGCAGUUUGAAAUUUUCCACAACUUUUAAAUAUGAAGACAUCGUUCAUAUACCAAAGGUUACGUUGGGUUAUCAAAUGGAGCCGCCAGUAAGCAUAGAGGUCAGAGCAAACUAAAAUGGCUAGGAUAAGCCAUUCCAUAACUAUAUGUAUAUCAUAUAUAUAUAUAUAUACGUAUACGUAUCCUGAGGACUGCACUUAUUAAUUUAUUACUUGUGCAAUAUACUCCUUAUAUACAUAUAUUUAUAAACAUUUUUGUAAUAAAUAAAUUAAAGUUUGCAAACUA
Molecule: messenger RNA, 3008 nt
Organism: Zeugodacus cucurbitae (melon fly)
Lineage: Eukaryota; Metazoa; Arthropoda; Insecta; Diptera; Tephritidae
Product: probable cytochrome P450 313a4
Exons: 8
Coding region: 1343-2839 (498 amino acids)
Molecular function (GO): iron ion binding; monooxygenase activity; oxidoreductase activity, acting on paired donors, with incorporation or reduction of molecular oxygen
Source: RefSeq, a predicted model, not a curated record